GUACAGAGUUGGAGCAGGCUGCUGUGUGGGACUGCCUGAGUUGGGGAUUUGGGACUGACUUCUGGUGUCUGCCUCUGAGCGAGAGGGGAAAACAGCAGCUGAUGGCAGAGGGAGAUAAGGCAAACUGAUUUCAAGAGCUGGUAGCAACAGAGAGAGAGAGACAAGGGAAGGAAGCUAACAGUGUGAGGUUCCACUUCCCGUUGAAGGAUCCCUCCCUCUUUCAGAGAGAGGGAAUCGCUGUGAGUGUGGAAGGCAGGGCUGUGGGAGAGACUCUCUCACACACACACACACAGAGAGAUGGCCAGUGAGGAGCAGUACUCCCCUGCCUCAGAGGGAGAUGGGCUACUCAGCCGCUUCCAGAAUUACGCUCGGACCAGGAAAGGCAUGGUGUUACUCGGAGAGGUGUUGCUGUGCCUGGUUGUGUUCAUCUGUUUCUGUUCCUCGGCGUAUGGCGGCUAUUCCACUGCCCCCAUCAUCGAGCUCAUCUUCAGCCUCAUCUUCUUCAUCAUCUUCAUGAACCGGUUCGACCAAUCAAUGAGCUUCAUUCACUGGCCCUUGACGGAUCUGAUCCGCUGUGCCAUUGCGGUGAUUGUCUUUGCCAUCAUUUCCAUUAUCGCUCUCACCAGCAACGAUGGGCCUCGGAUAGCUGCUGGGGUCUUCGGGUUAAUCGCGGCUGCCCUGUUUGGGUACGAUGCCUACCUGAUCAUCCCGAGUAUUCGGAGCAGGCAGCACGCCCAAGCCCCCAGGGAUUCCGUGGUCACCUAACGUGGCCGUUCACAAGGGGGAGCGGGACAGGCGGUCGGGAAUGCCGGAGCUGCCUCAAAAUUCCCGUCCUGGCCCUGAGGGGGAACAGCCCAGGAAGCCAUUCCGUAGUCUGCCCUCCGCUGCGUUCCCAAUCCCGAUGCUUUUUCACCCGGUUCCCCAUGGCAACCUGUGCCCUAAUCCCGAUCCCUCUGUUCGCCUGGUUCCCAUGUCAUCCCUGUAUCCCAAUCCCAAUCCCUCUGUUCACCUCGUUCCCAUGGUAUCCUAGUCCGAAAUCCAAUUCCUCUGCUCGCCUUGUUGCCUUAGUAUCCCUGUAUCCCAAUCCCAAUCCCAAUCCCUCUGUUCACCCCGUUCCCAUGAUAUCCUAGUCCGAAACCCAAUUCCUCUGUUCGCCUGUUGCCUUAGUAUCCCUGUAUCCCAAUCCCAAUCCCAAUCCCUCUGUUCACCCCGUUCCCAUGAUAUCCUAGUCCGAAACCCAAUUCCUCUGUUCGCCUGUUGCCUUAGUAUCCCUGUAUCCCAAUUCCAAUUCCAAUCCCUCUGUUCGCCCCGUUCCCAUGGCAUCCCUGUAUCCCAAUCCCAAUCCCUCUGAUACACUUGUUCCCGUGGUAUCCCUGUAUCCCAAACCCAAUUGCUCUGUUAGCCUUGUUACCAUGGUAUCCUUGUCCCCAUCCCAAUCCCUCUAUUACCCUCGUUGCCAUGGUACCCUGGUCCCAAUUCCAAUCUCAAUCCCACCCUCGUAUCCCUGUAUCCCAAUGCCUCUGCCAGCCUGUUUUCCUCACGGCAUCCCGUAGCCCUAACCCCAUCCCCUCGGAUUCGUUCCCCAUCCCACUCUACCUCCUGCUCCCCUUCACACCUGCCCCACCCCAAGUCUCCCCCUCCCUCUCUCUCAGUCUCCAUCCCUCUCUCCUUCUCUCGCUCUGUCUCCCCUGCCCUCCUCUCUCGUCCUUGUCCCUCCCUCAGUCCUCCUCGGUUCCCCUCCCUCCUCAGAAACCUCUGCGUGGCAUCCACUCCUUCAGCGACAGGGAUCGGGCCUAACAAUUGCUUGAAGCCUGACCCUCGAGUUACAAAUAUGAAGGGCCCCGUCUCCUCAUUGCGAGCCGGGGACCCUUUCAUCGUGCACUCGCUCGUGAUCAUGUUAUUUAUGUUAUCGAAUAUCCGAUAGAUGCUGUUUCUAAUUUAUAUAAAAAGGGACAAUUCAGGCAGAA
Messenger RNA from Hemiscyllium ocellatum (epaulette shark), 1967 nucleotides. RefSeq names its product proteolipid protein 2-like. Lineage: Eukaryota; Metazoa; Chordata; Chondrichthyes; Orectolobiformes; Hemiscylliidae. The record is from RefSeq and is a predicted model, not a curated record. The transcript is spliced from 5 exons. Bases 298 to 765 code for a protein of 155 amino acids. Gene Ontology annotation, cellular component: membrane.